GCGAGAAACGCUACUGAAUGCUCUCAGUUUUCUUUUCACACCCACUGACCUUCAGGCAUUCGUCACUCUGGUAUGCAAGAACUCGUGCUAUUCGCACUCCAGCAACCAAGCGGACCUCGACCGUAAUCCGCCCACAAAGUUGGUUGCGGUCUAUGCAUGCAAUGAGCACCGAAAUGAUGCUGAUUUCUCCUUUGGAGAAACUGAAGUCGCACCUGCGCUUCCUAAUGACUCUGCGCUCGCGCGAGGGGGUGUACCACUCCCUCAUUCUGUUCCGCCUGUCUGCCGGGCAGUCACAAACACGAACGCAAUCACAACAUACGGAGGAAGAUGAGCUCGACCAUGGGCAGAUAUAUGUGAUGGAGGCGAGCUGCCCGCACCUCGGCGCAGACAUGUCGCAUGCAGAGAUCGAGGAGUGCGAGACGGGCGUGGUCGCGGUGUGUCCGUGGCACAGGUAUGACUUUGACUUGCGCACGGGAGCAAGUGAGACGGGCCUCAAGGCAUGUACGUAUGCGGUGGAGGUGCGGGCGGACGAGGAUGGUGCAGAGGCUGUGUGGAUGCAGAUCCCGGAAGGUGGGACCAACUGGCGGCUUGUCGAGUUGCGGCCCGUUUCAGAAGAGUUCGCUGACCCGUCCCCGCCACCUGACCUAUCGCAUCUCGCAAUCUCACCGCCGGAGCGGAUGACUGAUCCCCCUUUUGGAGACAUCGUUCCCGCAGAAGGCGCACCAACGACGCUAAUGCAAUGGGCUGUUCUCAUCCUGAACACCGCCGACCCGCGGCUGAAGGUAGAGCGCACCAGGCAUGCAGUCCAAUUGUUCCGCAUGGGCCAACUCAAGUCCAUCGGGCACCGCUCAGCUGAGGCCCCGACGCCUCCGGACGUCCCGCUCAGAGACGAAGCAUACACGCGCAAUACGAUGGAUCCAGGCAGGAUGGGUAAGAGAAAGAACAAGGCAAUGAUGCUGCACGCGUUGGCCAACAUUGAACAAUGGGCGAUUGAUCUCGCAUGGGACAUCAUGGCCCGUUAUGGUCCGGAACACCCAGAUCUCCCUCCUGCAUUCUUCUCCGACUUUACCAAGAUGGCGCUCGACGAGUCCAAACACUUCUCUCUGCUUGUCUCGCGUCUUGCCGCCAUAUCGCCCAGCACACCAUAUGGCACAAUGCCCGUGCACGCAGGACUCUGGGACUCGGCGCGCGUCACGUUCAACUCACUGCGUGCGCGGCUGGCGAUCAUCCACCUCGUACACGAGGCGCGUGGUUUGGAUGUGAACCCGGGUACGAUUGAGCGUUUCCGGCGUGCGGGCGACGCGGACAGCGUGCGGGCACUGGAGGUGAUCCACCACGACGAGGUGACACAUGUCACGACGGGACACCGGUGGUUCACGUGGGUGUGUGCGAAGCAGGGCGUUGACCCUGUGCCUACGCUCCGGGAAGAGGUGAGGAGAUGCUGGAAGGGAGACGUCAAGGGACCGUUUAAUGUGGAGGAUAGGGAAAAGGCGGGGCUGACGCGAGAUUUCUACGAAGAUCUCAGAGGAGAGAUGUCUGCCGAUUGGGAAAAGUCAAAGGAGACAGCAUGACAAGAGUAAGUAAAUACUGUUGAUGAACCCUGCUAUCGUUUCUCAAAAGUAGCUACUAGCAUCAGUGUUGUACUGAAGUUCUCGUCGCGUACAUUUUCCGAACGCGCUUGUGGCGUGUGAAUUCACGUUCGUGUAGGCGCCCAAAGCAUGAAUGUAACCGUUACACGCGGCGGCGAUCUCUCGCUCAGGCUCUUCGUUUCCCGACUUCCAGCUCAUAUAGCCAAUCUACAUCAAAAGUAUGUUAAGGAAAUUUGAUCUAGCUGGUGGCAUUAGAGCCCCUAUUGCUAAUGCAAUCCGGGGAGAAACCAGGCGCACUGGCAGUCAUGAUCAACUCGAAGAGAGGUG
Molecule: messenger RNA, 1916 nt
Organism: Laetiporus sulphureus 93-53
Lineage: Eukaryota; Fungi; Basidiomycota; Agaricomycetes; Polyporales; Laetiporaceae
Product: DUF455-domain-containing protein
Exons: 7
Coding region: 225-1571 (448 amino acids)
Molecular function (GO): 2 iron, 2 sulfur cluster binding
Source: RefSeq, a predicted model, not a curated record